Molecule: messenger RNA, 570 nt
Organism: Mya arenaria
Lineage: Eukaryota; Metazoa; Mollusca; Bivalvia; Myida; Myidae
Product: complement C1q tumor necrosis factor-related protein 6-like
Exons: 4
Coding region: 1-570 (189 amino acids)
Molecular function (GO): protein binding
Source: RefSeq, a predicted model, not a curated record
AUGGAUAUGUACAAGUCAGAGGUCGAGGGGCUGAAAGCGGAAAAUAAAUGGGGAAAGGAGCAACUACAGCAAUUGACGGACGCCAUGUUUACUACAGAAGGUGAACUGCGAACACGCCGACAAGGAAACGAGGAAACUGAGAUUGCCUUCUUUGCCACGAUCCGUACAGCCCAGCCCCAUCUAGGCCAAGGUCAAACCGUCAUAUUUGACAACGUGGUAACGAACAUCGACUCGUCCAAUUCUAUUGGCGGAUACAACAAAAACACCGGUACAUUUACUGCACCUGUUAAUGGACUGUAUGUAUUCUCUGCAACGCUUCUCACAGUUUAUGAUCAGACAAGCCAUGCAAGCUUCUUCAAGAACAACCAACGACUCACCGUUAUGUAUUUCCAUGGAUAUACUAUGCAUGAUCUUGACAAAACGUCACAGACAAUUGUCCUUGCCCUCAAACAUGCAGACACCAUUUCGAUAAGACAAACUGAGAACGACAAAAGCUAUUUCCCUGAUGACCACUGUUUGUUUUCUGGCUUUCUUCUCAGGCAGCACUAUUCUGGUGUAAUUGUUGGGUGA